This is a messenger RNA of Daldinia vernicosa, 807 nucleotides long. Its product is annotated as DUF1774-domain-containing protein. Bases 1 to 807 code for a protein of 268 amino acids. Lineage: Eukaryota; Fungi; Ascomycota; Sordariomycetes; Xylariales; Hypoxylaceae. The transcript is spliced from 4 exons. The record is from RefSeq and is a predicted model, not a curated record.
AUGGAGCGGAUUCAUCAUAACAAGAUAUUGACAAUCGUCACUUGGUUGUUAUCACUCAUCGUCUCAAUCUACUAUACCUUCAAUUCACCCCAGGACGGCGUCUGGCCUCGCCGGAAAAUAUGGCACCAGAACUAUGCGUAUCACACGGCGUUCCGGAUGAACCAUAUUAUCGCUAGCAUCUAUUGGAUAGUACUAUUCGUUCUUCAGGGCGUCUACAUCGCUCACCUUUUCUCCGGCACCGUCGAGCGUGUGAACGAAGCAUGCUCGGUGGGAAGCCACUUCAUCUUGAAUAACCUGUUACACUUCGCCUUCGUGAUGACCUUCGUGCGCUCGCUGUUCGGCUGGGCCGAGCUGUUCAUCAUUCUCAACUUCAUUAAUCUGACUUCGCUGUACUUCCGCCAUCACGGGUACGCUCGCUUCAUCCACUACCCCGUGGUCUCGGGGCCGCUGGCGUGGACGUUCGUCGCGAUUUACUGGAACGGCGCGAUCAUGGUUCCUCACCCGGAUUCGUUUGUUGCGCGUAUCUUUGGUAACAUCUUUAUCUGGUCGAUCCUGGUGUACGGCCUGUUUUAUAUUGUUAUCUACAAGGAUUACACCAUGGGCUUCAACCUGAGCGUCCUAGCAGCAGCGAUUGGCGUGUCUCAGUUCCUGCGACAGGUUAUUGCGUUCCAGUGGAUAUUCGCCUUCAUUAUUAUGGCAAUUCUCUUCGUGGCAACUAUUGUAGUUGCUGUGCCUGCUAAAUACACGUCGGCGCGCAAUGGUGAUACCGAACGAGCUCCGCUCCUUGGUGAGAAUUACUCCUCAUGA